Chaetura pelagica (chimney swift) is the source of this 2787-nucleotide messenger RNA. RefSeq names its product GLIS family zinc finger 3 (gene GLIS3). NCBI's taxonomy places the organism in Eukaryota, Metazoa, Chordata, Aves, Apodiformes, Apodidae. Gene Ontology annotation, cellular component: nucleus. Gene Ontology annotation, molecular function: RNA polymerase II cis-regulatory region sequence-specific DNA binding; DNA-binding transcription factor activity, RNA polymerase II-specific. Gene Ontology annotation, biological process: regulation of transcription by RNA polymerase II. The record is from RefSeq and is a predicted model, not a curated record.
AUGAAUGGGAGGUCAUGCAGUAUGAGCCACUGGACAACAGGUAUUCCUUAUGGACCUAGAAUGAUCAGUGGACAGCAAAUCCUACCUAUCAGAGUUCAUGCAGGAGCACCCUGCCUAUCUUCAAAUAGCAGCAGCCCAAGCCCAGUUUUUGGAAACUUGUCUGCCAGCCUGCACUUAAAGAUGCCCCUUGGAGGAGUGAUAUCUCCUCAGAGCAAAGCCACUGACAGUACUAUUAACUUUCCUGUUAGAAGUAUCAGGAAACAAGUGGUUGGUAUGUCUUUACUGCAAGUCCCACAGCCCCCAGGACUGCCAGUCCCUCAGACUUUAAAGCCAAAACAGCAAGAAUUUGGAAAUACAUUCUCCCCAUGUACAGGUGAAGGAGGUCUUGGCUAUGGACAUCAGUUCAAGUCAAUUGGAAAAGACAGAUGCAGUAAUGUAGUAGUCACCGACAGUCCCAUGAGAGUUCAACAGCUGAGACCUGUUUCACCUCCUGCUAACCAGGUUUCAACAGCAUGCAACCAGAUCAGCCCUGUCUUACAGAGGUCUAUGGAUGCUUCCAGCCUGAGUGCUUCUCCAUCAGAUACAAGGUUGUUCUUGUCACUUGAGUCUCUGGCCUGUACGACAUUAAGCUUGUCAGAAAGUCAGUCCACUCUGAGUCUUAAGCAAGAGUGGCCACAUGGGUACAGGACACUUCCUUCUGUUCCUCCUGACCAACGUUUACAAAAUGGCAGUGAACUGGGGGACUUACUAAGUCUUUCACCUGUAACAUCUGUGCCCAGUAACUGUGUCUCUGACUCAUUACCGUCCUACUUACAUGGCAUGGAAAAUAGUCAUUCCUCUUACUCCAGUCCUCGCCAUUCCUUGGCACGGUCUCAAUCGGCCCGAUCCAAAAAGAGAGGACUCUCUCUCUCUCCUGUGUCACACAGCAUUGGGAUCGACUUCAAUACCAUCAUCCGUACCUCCCCGACCUCUCUGGUGGCCUACAUCAACAGCUCCAGGACUUCACCAGCAAAAGUCUCCCUGCAGCCUGAGGUCUAUGGGCAUUUUCUGGGAGUGAGAGGAAGCUGCAUACCCCAGAGCUGCUCUAUUCCAGCUGCCCAGAAAGGCCUUCUCAUGGCUAAUGGCAACAUCACCUUUCCGGGGUGCGCUGAGAGCGGGGUUGGUGAGUACCAGCGGAUGCAGCAGCUGGAGCAAGCCAGCCUGCAGGCAGCUGCCACAAGUAACAUGAUCAUCCAGCAAAUUGUGCCGUUUGUGGACAACCAGGUGGUGAGUGUCCUGAAAAAUGAACAGCUUGUUGAGUUCGCAGGCCAUAUGGUCGACAUGCCUCCUCCACCCCUGCUGCUGCCACCUGCUCCACAAGGGCCACCCCCACCAUACCAUGCUCACCAGCACCAGCAUCCACACAGCCUCACCAGUCACAUCCACCCUUUGCCCAUGCCUCCAUCUGCCCCAGGCUCCCUGCUUGAUGAAGACAGUGAGCUCGAUGAUAUCAGUGGCAAGCACGGCUGUCGCUGGGGUGACUGCAAUGCCUGGUAUGACCAGCAAGAGGAACUUGUGCGGCACAUAGAAAAGAUGCACAUAGACCAGAGGAAGGGAGAGGACUUCACUUGCUUCUGGGUAGGCUGCCCACGAAGGUACAAGCCAUUUAAUGCUCGUUAUAAACUGCUAAUUCACAUGAGGGUCCACUCAGGAGAGAAGCCAAACAAAUGCACAUUUGAGGGCUGCAAGAAAGCCUUUUCCAGACUAGAAAAUCUCAAGAUUCACUUAAGGAGCCAUACAGGUGAAAAACCAUACCUGUGUCAGCACCCUGGCUGCCAGAAAGCAUUCAGCAACUCCAGCGACCGUGCCAAGCACCAGAGGACACACUUGGACACUAAACCUUAUGCAUGUCAGAUUCCAGGAUGUGCUAAACGAUACACAGAUCCAAGUUCCCUGAGAAAGCAUGUGAAAGCCCAUUCUUCCAAAGACCAACAAGUCAGGAAAAAGUUGCGAUCGAGCUCAGAGCUUGGCCAGGACAUCCUGAAUGACUGCCUCACAAUCCCACCCCUCCAGACAGCCCUGUCACCACAGGAUGCUGCAGAUAAUACCAUGGGAUGCUCUCCAGGGCCUGCUCAUGAUAUUUACCCAGCAGCUAUGUUCAGCAGCACACAGACAAGUCGAAGUGGAACAGCAGCUGGGGCAGUGUCCUUGUCCCACCGCAGCAGCCACCCCUCCCCAGGACAUAACAUACAGGGUAGUCCCCUCCAUCCUCAACCCCAGUUACCUCUUCUCUCAGCUGUGGACUCAGAGAGGUUUGCAGCUCCAGCUCCUUCUCCUCACCACAUCAGCCCCCAGACAAUUUCAGUUCCACAUCUCAGAAUGCAGAGACGGACUCUGCAGUCUCCUCACCUACAACAGCCUGCAGGAAAAAAAACAUCCCAGCCAGCAGCAAACACUUCUUGUCAACUAAACAGCCCCCACAUCCAAGGUUUUUAUGGACAGCUUCAGACUUUCUGCCCUCCACAUUAUGCUGACACUCAGAAGAACAUACAACAUGAUGUUUCUUGCAAUGUGGUUCCUACUUUUGAAGACUGCUUAAUUCCCACAUCAGUGGGACAGGCAGGGCUUGGCAUUUUCCAUCGAACUUUUUCAGCUCAUACUGGUAUUACAGUUUAUGACUUUCCAGCAGGGUCCACAACUAUCUUUGGUGAGUCAGCUCACAGCAUUCCGGAGGAUAGCACUUUUCUACAAGUAAAUGCAGUGGAUUGUUGCCCUAGCCAGCUCUCCUCUAUCUACACUGAAGGCUGA